Messenger RNA from Rotaria sordida, 3162 nucleotides. The record is from the annotation of a GenBank genome assembly. NCBI's taxonomy places the organism in Eukaryota, Metazoa, Rotifera, Eurotatoria, Philodinida, Philodinidae.
AUGUCUUUGGAAAAUGAUGAAAAUCGUUUAAAAAAAUGUUUGGAAGAAAUAAUUGAAAUAAUUGAAAAGACAAAUGUUGAACAAUCAUCUUAUACAAAUUCCCGUGAUAAAGUCGAUUCAAAUAAACAAAUGAUGGAAAAUCUUACAAUACGGAUAAAUAAUAAAUUAAAAAGUUUACUUGAUUUAUUAUCUUUGAGAUACCGAGAAUAUUUUUUAGAUUUUUUUUCUAAUUAUAAUUACAAUUAUUCAAAAGGAAUAUUUAAUGAAACAAUUAAAACAUAUAUUCUUAAAAACUUAUCUCAUGAUCUUUAUGCUAUAAUUGAUUCAUUUGAUGCUUUUCAAGCUUCAUUUGAUGGAAAUUUAUUAUUAGUUAAAAAUUUUGUUGAAAAACAUCCAAAAUAUAAAGAUAAAUCUGGUAUUUGGGAUACAACAUUAUUAUAUUCAUCAUCAAGAAAUAAUCAUCUAAAUAUUGUUAAAUAUCUUAUUGAACAAGGUAAAUGUUAUGUUAAUGUACAAAAUCGAAAAUAUAAUCAAAAUUUAUCAAGAGAUUCGCGCAUAAGUCCAACAUCUGGUUCAACAGCAUUACAUGCUGCUUGUUUUUAUGGACAUAUAGAUAUAGUUAGAUAUUUAAUUGAUAAUGAAGCUAAUUAUUUUAUUAAAAAUGAUGCACAAGAAACACCGAUUUAUAAUGGUUUAUUAAGAAAUAAUAUCAAAGAAUUUUUUCAAGAUUUUCUUAUUUUUAAUUAUUCGAAUUCAAAUAUAAAUAUUCCUGAAUCAACUAUUUUAGAAACUAAUCAAUUAAUAUUUGAUUCAAUAUGGGAAUAUAAAUCAAUUUAUUCUGAUCAAUGGAUUAUCUUUGAUGAUAAUCAAUCAAAUCAAUUACAACAAUCUUUUUAUGUUCAACUACAGAAAAAUUUUAAUCCAGAUUUAAUUAUGAAAAUAGAUAAUAAUUUAUAUAAUAUAUCAUUAAUUCAAUUUUUAUGUUUUCAAAAAUCAAAUUCAUUAAAUAAUGAAUAUUUAUGGAUUAGAUGUCGAGGUUCAUCUAUUGCUAAUUUUAAUUUUUAUUCCAAAUGGCAAAUUAUGUUUGACAAACAUAUUUCAAUUAAAUCAAAUAAAUCAGUAUCAUUAGAAGUUUUUUAUAUAAAAAACAAUUCAAAUGAUCAUAUUCAAAUUAAAUUAAAUCAUUGGUUUUAUCUUAAUAAUUAUAUUAAUCAACAAUUAGAUGAUGCUUUAAAUUAUAGAAGAAAAUAUUUAAAUAUUUAUCUUCCUUUUAUUAAUAAUGAUUUAUUUCAAUUUAAUUUAAAAACAUUUUCAUUUUCUAAUCAUGAAAACACAAUAAACGGUUUUAUUCGAUGGAUACCUACAUAUAUAUCAAGCGAUAAUCAAACUAUUAUUGAUAAUUUUCAACCAUUAACAAAUAUAAAAAUAUUACCUUUAUUUCGAACAUAUUCAGCAGCAACAUUUUCAAAUAAUGAUCAUAUUCAUCAAUCAACUACAACAGUUACAAAUCAAUAUUCAGAAAUAAAUAAUAAUGGAAAGGAAAAUGCAUCUAUGGUUGUCCGUUUUGGAGAUUUGAUAAAAGACACAAGUGAUGUUAUUGUUGUAUGUUGGUCGUCAAAAUAUUUAUUAGAAAUCAUUUAUGAAUGUGGUGGAUCAUCAGUUCGAACUGCAAUUAAUAAUCAACUUGAGAAAAAAUUGAAAAAUUCUUUAACUAGUGUUAAAUCAGAUGGAGACAUUAAAUCCAAAAGAAUUUAUUUUAUUCAUUGGAUACCUGAAUCAGAUAUAGAUUUAGUUAAAAAAUCUCUUGAAAUUUUAAUAAGCAUUGCUAUGCAAAGAGCUCAUGAUGAUAAUUAUAAAAGUAUUGCAUUUCCAGCUAUUGGUUGUGGUGAUUAUCAAUAUCCAGUUCAGAUUGUUGCUCAAACAAUGGUUAAUAAAGCUCAUCAAGAACAAAUUUUACAUAAAAUCUCUGUUUCAUUUAUAAUUCAAUCAACAAAGAAAGAUGUUUUUCAUCAUUUUGAUAAACAAAUUAAUGUAUUAAAUCAAUCAACAUCAACGGGUUUUGUAUCAAAAAUAGUUCAAAAUGGUUUAAUACAAAUAGAAAAAGGAGAUAUUACAAAGCAAAAAGUUGAUGUUAUUGUUAUAAGUUCAUCAUCAGAUUAUCUUCGACAAAUCGUUAUAAUGGAAGGUGGUGAAGAAGUUUAUGGAGCAUACGAAAAAGAAAAUAAAACUAAUCCAGAUUGUUUAUUAAUAUCAACUCCACCUGGAAAUUUACCAUGUAAAAGAAUAUUUUUUCUUAAAUGGGUACCAGAUGAAAAUGAGAAUUUACUUCGACAAUCAAUAGUUGAUUUUAUUUGGAAUGUUAUUCAAAAUGUUCUUGCAUAUAAAUUUGAUUCAAUUGCAUUUCCACCUAUUGGUUGUGCUCAUUCAAAUAUUUCAACUUCGAUUAUAAUUCAAACAUUAAUUAAUCAAUUAAUUUAUCAAAUUAAAAAUCGUAAUCUUUCAUUAACUGUUAAAUUUAUUAUUUUACCGGAUCAAGAUGAAAUCUAUCAAGAAUUUCAUCAAGAACUAUUAAAAACUGAACAAGAUAUCGAACCAACAAAUGAUGAUAAAGUUCCUUCAACAUGGGAAUUAGCUGCUGGAAAUAGUUUUCGUUUUAUAGUUUCAUUUAAACUCGAUGAAUAUAAAACAAUUGCAGAUGAAUUUUAUCGAGCUAUGAAAGGAAAAAUUAAAAGAAUAAUUCAAAUUGAAAGAAUUCAAAAUGAACGAUGGUAUUUUCAAUAUUUGGCGCAUAAAAAAGAUUUCUUUAAAAGAUUAAAUAAAAAUACUGAAAAACGUUUAUAUCACGGUUGUCCAAGUAAUGCUGUUGAUUCAAUUAUUGCUGAUUGUUUUAAUAGAAGUUUUGCUGGUCUUAAUGGUACAUCAUAUGGAAUUGGAGUUUAUUUUUCAUCGGAUGCAACUUACAGUAAUCAAUUUGCUAAACCAAAUUCGAAUGGAGAACGUUCAAUGUUUAUUGCACGCGUCCUUAUUGGAAAGACAAUUUUAGGAAAUCCAUCAAUGAAAACUAGACCUCCAGGAUUUGAUACAACAACUGAUGGAAACCAUAUCUUUGUUACUUAUCAUGAUGCACAAGCAUAUGCAGAAUAUUUAAUCACUUAUAAAUGA